Messenger RNA from Cercospora beticola, 2348 nucleotides. RefSeq lists its product as uncharacterized. Lineage: Eukaryota; Fungi; Ascomycota; Dothideomycetes; Mycosphaerellales; Mycosphaerellaceae. Gene Ontology annotation, biological process: protein transport to vacuole involved in ubiquitin-dependent protein catabolic process via the multivesicular body sorting pathway. Gene Ontology annotation, cellular component: ESCRT-0 complex. Gene Ontology annotation, molecular function: ubiquitin binding; phosphatidylinositol binding. The record is from RefSeq and is a predicted model, not a curated record.
UUCUCGCAUCGCCUUUAACAACCGCAAGACUGAACAGCUCUCUAGCAACCAGUGCAUGCUGUUGACCUUGUUGCGACCAUGUUUCGCGCGCAGAGCUCCCCCAUGGAUGAUGCGAUCGUCAAGGCCACGGACGAAAAUCUUACGAGCGAGAAUUGGGAAUACAUUCUCGAUGUCUGCGAUCGCGUGUCGGCCAACCCAUCUGGCGCCGCACAAGCGACCGCCGCCCUGAUCAAGCGACUUGCUCACCGAAAUGCAAAUGUUCAACUUUAUACCUUGGAGCUCGCGAACGCCCUCUCUCAGAACUGCGGACUUCCCCUCCACCGCGAACUCGCCUCCAAAGCCUUCACCGAUGCGCUGCUCCGACUGGCGGCCGACCGAACCACACAUGCUCAGGUCAAACAGAAAGUACUCGAGCGCAUGGGCAGCUGGUCAGAUGAGUUCCGCUCAUCGCCAGAGUUGGGCAUCAUGGAGCAGGCAUAUCAGAAGCUGCGGACGCAGCAGCCUGGUCUCAUGCCUCCAAGCAAGCCCACUAAGAAAGAGAUCAGUAGCGACGAUAGGCGCAAGGAGGAUGAGGAGCUUCAGAUGGCGCUAGCGCUAAGUAUUAAGGACAAGGGACCAGUCAAUGGCACGACGCAGAGCAACGAUAGCAAGGAGCAACAAGUGCAAAACACACAGUCGCAGCAGCCCACACAGCAAGGUACUACGGCUGCGACAGUGAGCCGAGUAAGGGCUCUUUACGAUUUCACCCCUUCUGAGCCUGGCGAGCUUGCUUUCCGAAAGAACGAUAUCAUUGCGGUCCUGGAGUCUGUAUAUAAAGAUUGGUGGAAAGGCAGUCUGCGUGGACAGACGGGUAUCUUCCCGCUGAACUACGUGGAGAAAUUGCAAGACCCAACGAAGGAGGAGCUAGAGAGGGAUGCACAGAUGGAAGCUGAAGUAUUCGGUGAGAUCAAGAACGUAGAAAAGUUGCUAGCCCUGCUCAGCGUAGGCUCCGAAGGAGGUGGCAGGCGGGGAGAAAGAGAGGAGGAAGAGAUCAGCGAGCUGUAUCAGAGAACACUGAGCAUUCGACCAAAAUUGAUCGAACUCAUUGCGAGAUACUCGCAGAAAAAAGACGACUUUACACAGCUCAACGAGAAAUUCAUCAAGGCAAGGAGGGAUUACGAGGCAUUGCUCGAAUCGUCUAUGUCUCAACCGCCACAGCACCAGCAGUACCCCAUCCGAUCGCGGCCUCCGCCCCAAUUCCAACAUCAACAGCCGCCCUAUGGGGCGCCUCAGCAUCAACCGCAGGGGUAUCCACAAGGCCACCCGCAAAAUGCGCAACAGCCCGCGCAGCCAUUCUCGCCAAGUCAGCAGCAUCUACCUCCUCAGCAGGAUCCGCAGCGAUAUUACUCGCCUGCGCCCGCAGAGCGAACGACCGCGCAACAGCCUGGCUUUACAAGUCCGUAUCCUCCGCAGAAUGCACCUCCGCCAAACGCGGCGGCGAGCGUACCAGCUCCGUUCCACUUCAUACCAGGAGGCGUUCAAUCACCUCCUCCGAAUGAAGUGAGACGGAAACCAAGCCCAAAUGCAGCACCGGGCGGCCCCUACGAUGCAUACAAUGCUCCACAAGGUUUUCAAGGCCAGAUUCGACCAAAUUCGAUACACACCUUAAACUCUGGCAACCCACAAGAACUUGCCACGGGAGGUUACGAGUCGCCGAUUGACAACCGACAUUCAUAUCCUUCUGCGCAGAUGGGCCAGCCAGUGCAGCCACCCGCUCAGACUUACAAUGCUUACCCCACGCCACAGCAGCCAUAUCACUCUGGCCAAGCACCUCCAGCGCAAGCGAACGUGAGCAGAGACGAUCUCAGCAGGCAGCGAACGCACAGCUUCGAGAAUCCACCUGCAUUCGCCGACGGACAAAUGCCACAGCAGCAACAGCAGCAGCAGCAGCAGCACCCAGCAGGACCGGGCGGACCCAGCAGCCCAGGUGUUGCUCAAUAUCAAGCCUAUCAGCCGCAGCCCAGUGUACCGUCAGGAGGAGGUGGCGGCAAAGAAGCAGACCCGGGCGAUUUCUACAGGUAGCGGAAGGCCGGAGGCGAAGCGACAGACAUGGAGGAGCAGCAACUGUAUGUACUACUGUAGCGCCACGAUGUAAGCUUAUCGACCAACUGCACGCGUCCAAGAUAGGCAAGCGAGUCAUUUGCAGAGGUUUCAGCGACCAGCGCACGACACUCGCACAAUCGAGUCCAAUGCAACCAUCGGCCCGUGGUAGGCGUACUAUCGGUGCUAUGCACGAAGCCGGUGGCCAAGCCGGCAGUGGGUGUUUGUCAUGCUGUCAGUAGGUGAAGGGGGACCAAAGCAAUCGCCAG